This is a messenger RNA of Phialemonium atrogriseum, 576 nucleotides long. RefSeq lists its product as uncharacterized. NCBI's taxonomy places the organism in Eukaryota, Fungi, Ascomycota, Sordariomycetes, Cephalothecales, Cephalothecaceae. Bases 1 to 576 code for a protein of 191 amino acids. The record is from RefSeq and is a predicted model, not a curated record. The transcript has 3 exons.
AUGCACGCCUCACACUUGCUAGGCCUUGUGGUCCUACCUCUUGUCGCCGCAUUGCCGCCAUACUCGACGCGAGGAGCCCAUGGAAAGCGGAUAGCUCUUAAGGAGAACGCCCAGUUCAAUUUCCAGCCUUUUGUCCUCACAAAGCUGAGCAUGGAUUGCGAUCGUCAGACCACCGACGAGAUGUUCUCCUGCGAGCUCCGAUUCGACUGGCACGAUCCCAACUCGGUUAGGGAAAACAAUGUGACGUCUUGCACUUGCUCUUCGACGUGGUCGUGGGACGGGGCGACCAGUGUCAGUGGCGAGAAGAAUACCUACAACUCCCAGUUUGUCCGGUGUCUUGUAGCGCCCCCAACGUAUUUCCAGAUGAGGUUCGACACCUUCGACACGGCCGAGAACUUCACCCUGGAGCUGGCCCACCAUUAUCGGGAUUCCGAGAACUUUACUGCGCCCUGGAACUACCCGACGACCUUUGCGAACCCGGAACUGCACCUGCCAGUCGUCAAGAGCCAGUCGAACACCUUACAGCUCUACCACGCCGGCCCAGUGUAUGCCAAUAUCGUAGGUAUUUCAGACUGA